This is a messenger RNA of Hevea brasiliensis (rubber tree), 2425 nucleotides long. Its product is annotated as probable serine/threonine-protein kinase At1g01540. The coding region runs from base 486 to 2045 and encodes 519 amino acids. Gene Ontology annotation, biological process: protein phosphorylation. The transcript is spliced from 7 exons. Gene Ontology annotation, molecular function: ATP binding; protein kinase activity. Lineage: Eukaryota; Viridiplantae; Streptophyta; Magnoliopsida; Malpighiales; Euphorbiaceae. The record is from RefSeq and is a predicted model, not a curated record.
UUAGAAUUUAGUGUCUGCAGAUACCUCCCCUCCAUUCCAUUAAUUUAAUGACCUCUUUUAAUAUAUAAGCACCACUAGGCAUAAUUUAGCAGUGUAUUUGAUAUGAUCUCGAAUUUAAUAAUUAUUAAAUUAAAUAUUUGUAUAAAUUAAUUAAAGUUAUGUGCUCGAAUUCCCUGUAUCCAAGCCUUUAAUUACAGUCACUGAUGCUGCAAGUCUCAUCAAUGCCAGCUGCUUCCCUUCUCUAUCUCUAACCCCACUCACUGUACUCUCUAGUCCCUGAUAAAACCCCCUAUUUUCGAUAGCUCCAUUCUUUAUUUCUUUAUUUUGGUUUCUCAACUUCUUAUUACUAUUCUUCUACUGUUCUGUACGUAUUGCUCUGCAUCUCUAUUUUUUUUUUCUAAGGGCUGCUGCAAGAAACCAACAAGAAGUGUAAGUGGCAGAAGAAGAAGAAGAAGAAGAAGAAGAAGAAGAAAGAAGAGCCAUAAAUGUCUAAUUAUUCUUUGUUGAACGAUCAGAUGUCUAAGAGAACCUCAAUCUUUGGUUUACGUUUAUGGGUGGUUCUUGGUAUCUGUGUAGGGGCUGCCAUAGUUCUUGUUCUUUUCCUUAUUUCUCUCUGGUUCACUUCUAAACGCAACAAGACUAAUAACAGUGCUGCACACUCUAAAUUCAAGUCAUCUCUCAACAACACCACAAUCCCCAGCGUCUCCAAGGAAAUCCAGGAGAUACGGUUAGACCCUUUACACCCGACGCCUGACCCGAAACCACUGAUCCCGGACCCGGUGCCAGAAUCAGAGCCUGUCCUGCUUCUACAGCAUGAAGAGGAUGCUAGUCCUGUCGGUGGGCGAAACAGAAUUCACAUUGAGAUUGGGAAGGACCACAGAAUAUCGUACCCUGAGCGAGUUGGUGGUUCGGGUCAUGGAAGCGGAGAGACCCGGUCCGGUCCUCGUUCAGGUGAUCAGGCCGGUACGGCAAUAACUGUGCCAGAGGUUUCACAUUUGGGGUGGGGCCACUGGUACACCCUCAGGGAACUUGAGGUCUCUACAAAUGGUUUUGCUGACGAGAAUGUGAUUGGCGAAGGUGGGUAUGGGAUAGUUUACCGUGGUGUUAUGGAGGAUAAUACUAAAGUUGCUGUCAAAAACUUACUUAACAACAGGGGACAAGCUGAGAAGGAGUUUAAAGUAGAAGUAGAGGCAAUUGGACGGGUGCGGCACAAGAAUUUGGCGAGGUUGCUUGGUUAUUGUGCUGAAGGAGCUCAUAGGAUGCUUGUUUACGAGUAUGUUGACAAUGGAAACUUAGAACAGUGGCUUCAUGGAGAUGUUGGACCUUGCAGCCCUCUCACAUGGGAGAUUCGAAUGAAUAUAAUACUUGGAACAGCAAAAGGGCUCACGUACCUGCAUGAAGGGCUUGAACCCAAGGUUGUUCAUCGUGAUGUCAAAUCAAGCAACAUUUUACUGGAUAAGCAGUGGAAUGCUAAAGUAUCUGACUUUGGCCUUGCUAAACUCUUAGGCUCAGAGCGGAGUUAUGUGACCACUCGUGUAAUGGGAACAUUUGGAUAUGUGGCCCCAGAAUAUGCCAGUACUGGCAUGCUGAAUGAAAGAAGUGAUGUAUAUAGCUUUGGGAUACUUCUUAUGGAAAUCAUUUCUGGAAGAAACCCAGUUGAUUACAGUCGCCCUCCUGGAGAGGUGAACCUAGUCGACUGGCUUAAAACAAUGGUUACAAAUCGAAAUGCUGAAGGAGUUUUGGAUCCUAGGUUGCCAGAUAAGCCUUCAUCAAGGGCGCUGAAGCGUGCCCUUUUAGUAGCUUUACGCUGUGUGGAUCCUAAUGCACAAAAGAGGCCAAAGAUGGGUCAUGUGAUACAUAUGCUUGAAGCUGAUGAAUUCCCCUUCCGAGAUGACCGCAGAAUUGGAAAGGAACAUGGGCGAACAUACCGUGAUGGUGAGAAAACAGAUAAGCGUGUAACUGAAUCGGGUGAUAGUAGUGGUUACGAAAGUGGUGCCCAAACCAAUAGAUCAUUAUGGAGAAAACAAGAGCCUGAAGAACAGUAAGUAGCCUUGCUGAACUCUUGUACAAGAUGAAACGGAUUCACCUUAUUUCGUUCAUAUUCCGUUCAUCUUGUUCCCAUUCAGAGCUGGCAUAGACAAAUAUCACCACUCUACCUGUAUAUGCAAUCCAUAUUAUUACAAGUUUGCAGUAUUUGUAGAUCAUACAGCAUCAUGUGCCCUUGGACAUGUCAUCUGAAGUACUGUUCUUUCCCUGAUUAUUAGCAUAGAGCUGAUGAUAUGUGUGAGAUCUGAAUUUUUGUUUGAUUGUACCCAGCGCCGAAUAGCAUUGGCAAUGUAAUUCAUUUUGAAAUUUGUGAUAGGUAAAAGUUAACUCGUUUCAUUUGUAGCUGCUUUGAAAUGCCAAAUUUCACCAUUAUGCUGUA